GCUGAGCCCCCCACCCAGCGCAUGGCUUCCCGCCCCGCGCUGCUCAAUUCCCGCCAGAUGGGCGUGGUCACCGGGAAACCACGCCCACUUGAGAGACGUAACCACGCCCACGUGCGACGUAGCCCCGCCCCCGCCGCGGGACCAAUCAGAGACGCGCGUGGUUUUCAAAUGGGCGGCGGGGAGCGGCGCGGCGGGAGCGCGGCCAUGCGGGGAAGGCGAGUCUCCGCCGCUCAGCGGCGGCCCCUGCAGGAGCUGCGGCUGCAGCAGGGAGCGGAGCGUACCAACAUCACCCCGCUGCUCCGCCGCUUGCGGCUCAAGGACCACGAUGGCGGCACUCCUGUGCCCUGCGCUCGCUGCCCCCCCGGCCGCAUCGCCCCAGGACCCCCCAGCAGCGCUGCCCUGUGCUCCCCCUGCAGCAUCGACCGGAAGCCCCUCAGACCCCAGAGAACCCCCCUGGAGCCCUCAGGCAAUGCCACCCCAGACCCUCUCAACAUCUCAGAGCCCUCUGGCUGUGCCACCCUUGUUAUAGAUGCCCCAGAACCCCCAGGUGAUGCCAUCUCAGGGCCUGACACCCUGGUGCCUCCAGGUGAUGCUCCCCAAGAGGACAGCCAUCCAGAGACCCCCAGCAAGGCCCCCCUGGAGCCCCAUGGCAGCGCCCCAGUGCCCUUCUUCCCAUUCUCCCCCAGCCACCUCCCCCCUCUUCCUCCUUCCCCAGACCACCCCAGCAGCCCUCCCUUGGAGCCGUGCACCCCUGAACCCCCCGGCAGCCCCUCCCUGGUGCCCUGCUCUCUGGACACCCCUGGCAGCCCUACCCCAGGCCCCCCCGGCACCUCCACCCCACAGAACACUCCAUUCUGCCGGUGGCGAGCAGCCCCCUCUGACCUCUCCUGCAGCCCCGUGGCUCCCCAACCCCGGGCUGAGAAUGGGGAUGUGGGCACCCCUCCGUGUCACAGUACCCUGAGGAUGGCUGGAUCCCUGAGCCCUGCCCUGCUGGAGCAGUGCUCCCUCCAGAUUGAGGCAGCGGGGUCAGAGCCUGUAGGGUCAGCGCCAGCAGCCACCCAGGUGUCUUUGUCUGAGCCGUCCCUGGGGGCUGUGUCCUGGAUGAUGCCAUUGGUGUGGCUGGAGAAGACCCUCCCCGCCUCGUCCCUGCUGGAGUCCCUGCGGCACAGCCUCCCCCUGUCCGUGUCAUGGCGGGAUGCUGGUACCGGUGUCACUCCAGUGUCUACUGCAGCCAUCAGUACCAGUGUCACCCCAGUGCCCGCCAUGUCUGUGGGGAGCAGUGUCACCCCAGUGCCCGCCAUGUCUGUGGGGAGCAGUGUCACCCCAGUGCCCACCAUGUCUGUAGGGAGCAGUGUCACCCCAGCGCCCACCAUGUCUGUAGGGAGGAGUGUCACCCCAGUGUCAACCAUGGCCAUGGGCACCAGUGUCACCCCAGUGCCCACCAUGUCAAUGGGUACCAGUGUUACCCCAGUGUCCACGGGGACUGCUGGCAUCAGUGUCACCCCAGUGCAUACCAUGUCUAUGGGCACCACCAUGACCCCAGUGCCCACUGGAACUGUGGGCACCAGUGUCACCCCAGUGUCCACCAUAUCUAUGGGCACCAGCGUCACCCCGGUGCCUACUGGAACCAUUGCCACCAGUGUCACCCCAGUGCCCACCAUGUCUAUGGGCACUAGCAUCACCCCAGUGCCCACCAUGUCUAUGGGUACCACCAUGACCCCAGAGGAGAGGAGUGCUUGCACAUCCAUGCCCACUCAUGCCAAGGACAGCGCUGCUGAGACCGACUCUCUGCUCUGGCACUGUCCCCGGGAGCAGCUGCGCUCGCUGCCACGAGCGGAGCUGGAGGGGCGGCUGGAGAGCACGCUGAUCAUCAUCGAGGCGCUGUCGCUGCAGCUGCGCGAUUGGCAGGACACCCAGCGCCCGCUCCCCGCUGUGGGGCCGGCGGGACAGCGGGACGCGCACACCCAGACCGACGUCACCCGGCCCCAGGGGGAGGAGCGCAUUUACCACGGCCUCUACGUGGAGCUGCGGAGGAAGGCGCAGGCUCUGCAGCGGCAGCGCGGAGCGGAGCAGGAGUUGGCGCAGCAGCUGGCGCGGGCGGCGGAGGCCACGGGCGCGUGGGCUGGGCAGCGCCGUGCGCUGCGGGAUGCGGCGGACAGCGCUCUGCAGGGCGUGCAGGACGACCACGCUGCGCUGGAACGGGAGCGGCUGCAGGUGCGUGCCCUGGUGUCUCGGUGCGAGGCGGUGCUGCGCGGUGUCCCCGCCAAGCUGCAGAGCUGCCUGCGGGAGCGGGAUGCUGCACAGCAGCGAGCGGAUGAAGCCCUUCGUGUGAAGCAGGAGAGCGAUGGUUUCCUGGAGGCGUUCCGCGCCCACGCUGCUGCCCAGAUCGGUGCCCGCACACAGAGCCUGGCACUGCAGCAGGAGCUGAGCACGCUGCUGGCAGCUGCCAUCCAGCAGCAGGUGUCCCUGGCUGCAGAGGCUCAGCCUUUCUGGGAAUUCAUAGACGUGACCUUUGCCAACCUCCAGGAGGAGCGGGGAGAGCUGGAUGGAGAGCGGGAGCAGGUGCGUGCCCUGGUGUCCCGCUGCACGGCCAUGCUGCGGGAUGUCCCCACCAAGCUGCACAGCUGCCUGCAGGAGCGGGAUGCCGCGCUGCAAUGCGUGGAGGAAGCCCUCCAAGCCAAGAAGGAGGCAUCCCAGCAGCUGGAGAAGACUCUCGAGGCCCUGCAGGACGCGGUGGCCCAGGAGGAGCAGCUGGCGGUCACUAACUCGCGCCUCAGCACAGACCUGGGCACAGUGAUGAAACAGCUGGCCAGCCUGCAGCAGGAGCGGGAUGCGCUGCAGCAGGACUACGAGGAGCAGAAGGAGGAGAUCAGCUGGUGGGUCUGCACCCCCUGCACCUCCCCCCUACCCCAAAAAGUCCCCUCUCAGCACCCCUAGCCUCAUCCCUUGGGG
Molecule: messenger RNA, 2952 nt
Organism: Numida meleagris (helmeted guineafowl)
Lineage: Eukaryota; Metazoa; Chordata; Aves; Galliformes; Numididae
Product: proline-rich protein 36-like
Exons: 12
Coding region: 22-2937 (971 amino acids)
Biological process (GO): regulation of attachment of spindle microtubules to kinetochore; cell division
Source: RefSeq, a predicted model, not a curated record